AUGAACUUAACAUUCUGGAAUGUUAGAGGAUUGAACAAAUCCUCUAAGAAGCACUUAAUCAAGCAUCACUUAUACCAAUAUAAAUCUUCUUUCAUUGCAAUGCUUGAGACUAAAAUUAGAGAAACUAAGAUAUCAGAUACUGCUCAGAAAAUUGCAAGAAACUGGAAAUGGACAUCAAAUGUCAGAAAUGCUGGAAAGGCUAGGAUUAUAAUCAUGUGGGAUCCAGAUAUUUUGGAGGUUCAACCAAUUGAUUUUUCUGAACAGCAUAUUACAAGUAGGGUGCAAUCAGUUGAUGGCAGAAUAAACUGUGUUAUAUCUGCAAUUUAUGGUCUUAAUGUAAAUGAAGCCAGGAAAGAUCUUUGGAUGGAGCUUUCUCAUAUGAAACAAAGCAUUGGAAAUUUACCUUGGUUGCUAUGUGGUGAUUUUAAUGCUAUGAUAACCAGUGAGGAAAAAUUAGGAGGUUCUCAGUUAUCUGAAGCUGAUACUAAAGAUUUCAGAGACUUUAUUGAAGUUUCCUUGCUGACUCAUCUGAAAACUCUUGGUUGUUUCUUCACUUGGAACAAUAAACAAAAUGCUGAAUCCAGAGUCUGGAGUAGACUUGAUAGAGCUCUGGUAAACGAUGAAUGGAUAAGUUCAUAUAGUGCCAGUCAUGUUGAAUUCCUCUUACCCAACUUCUCAGAUCAUUCUCCUGCCCAAAUCUCUAUCUAUGAAGAUUCUGCACAGGGAAAGAAGCCCUUUAAAUUCUUUAAGAUGUGGACAAAUCAUCCAAGCUAUGAAGCUGCAGUAUCUGAUAUUUGGAAAGUACCUAUUCAAGGAUGCAAGAUGUUCUCAAUUUGCAAAAAACUCAAAAUGCUGAAGGGGUCUCUGAAGGAUUUAAACAAGAAACACUUUUACAAUAUUGGUGAGCAAGUCCAAAGAUCCAGAAUUGCCUUAGAAAACAUUCAAAGUGAUCUGCAAGCUCAUCCUCUCAAUCCUGUGCUAAUAGCUCAAGAGAAAGAAUGCAUAUCUAAGUAUAACAGGCUGCUUGAUUGUGAACUGUCAUUUCAUCAGCAAAAAGCCAGGAUCAAUUGGAAUAUUCAUGGUGACAGAUGUACAAGUUUCUUCCAUAAUAUAACUAAAUCCAGGAAUCAUAACAAUAGGGUGGUGAUUCUAUACAACAAUUUGGGUGAAAAGAUCACAGAAGCUAAGGGGAUUGUGGAAGAACUGUUAUCCUUCUACAAAAAUCUUAUGGGUACUGCUGUGAAUACCACACCACCAGAUAUGAAUAUCAUCAAAAAUGGACCUUGCUUAUCAACCUCACAAGCGAAUGCUCUUAUUUCUCCAGUCACAAAAGAGGAAAUAAAAGAUGCUAUCUUCUCCAUUUCUGAAAACAAAGCUCCUGGGCCAGAUGGGUAUAGUAUGUCAUUUUACAAACUGCUUGGGCAACCAUAG
This is a messenger RNA of Asparagus officinalis (garden asparagus), 1431 nucleotides long. RefSeq lists its product as uncharacterized. Lineage: Eukaryota; Viridiplantae; Streptophyta; Magnoliopsida; Asparagales; Asparagaceae. The transcript has a single exon. Gene Ontology annotation, molecular function: catalytic activity. The coding region runs from base 1 to 1431 and encodes 476 amino acids. The record is from RefSeq and is a predicted model, not a curated record.